CUCCACCUCACCCUACAACAUUCCCCAGCCAUGGUGUCUCAAGCAGGAAUACCCAAGGCCGUACUGUACUACGACCCUUCAUCCGCAACCUCGUAUGCUGCACGACUCGCGAUAGUUGAGAAGGGCUAUGGAGACGACGAAAUCGACUACAAGAUCGUAGACUCCACCAAGGGAGAAGAGUUUUAUCCUUCUUUCCUGAGGAUCAGCCCCAAGGGCAAUCUCCCUGCGCUCGUGGUGCCCCUUCAAAAGACACUGUCCCCGGAAGUGGAGAGUCGAUAUAAAGCCAUCACCGACGCCAUCAUCGAGUUUUUGGAUAAAUCGCGGUCUACCACAUCUAGAACUGGCACCACGUCCUCCGCACCAGCACCUUCCUUGUCGCCAGCUACGGUGUCCUUUUCCAGCGUGACAGCAAAGUUGGUCGAAGAGGUUUACACCGAGGGAGUCUCGCCAGAAUCGUUGAAACUGUACAAUGCACGCGAUGAUGCAUCACUGAAGGCAUUGGCAUCCAGUCUGCUCCCGACACUCAAGGGACGUCAAGCUGCCCUCGAUGCCUGUCUCGAGGACAGCGAUGGUAUUUCGGAGAAGACGAAGACGUUCUGGAGAGACAACAAGACAGCGACCGAGAAGCUGGAGAAGAUACUGUCUGCAGGCAGUUUCAGCGGCAGUGAUGCUGAGGAAUAUUUGGCUUACGCCAAGAAGAGCUGGGAGGUUACGCUGCCGACUGUUUUGAUCACUCUGAACAAAGACAUGACGGGACCGUUUGCGCUCGGCGACCAAAUCUCUGUUGCGGAUGUGCACAUCUUCGCAUGGCUUGUGCAAUUGGUGAGGUUGUGUGGCGGUAGUCUGAACCUGGAUGGCGAUGCUGCAAUCAAGGAGUUGGAGAAGCACAUUGGAGCCGGAUUUGUUCUGCCGGAAGACUUUCUCACAUCGCCCAUGGUGGCCGGUGUUGGGAGUGAGCAGCCACGGCUGCGGAGUCGGCUUGCUGUAUUCUGGGAUGCAAUGAAGGAGAGACCGAGCUCGAAGAGGCUGUAUGGAUCUGGCAACUGAGGAAUAUGUACAGAAUAAUAGAGACCGAGAGAUCGAAGCUUGUUUGAUCUGACAUUUAUUACGUAUGAUUUGGGCGACAUAACGGUGGAAAAUGAAAAUUUCUUGGGCAUGUGGU
Coniophora puteana RWD-64-598 SS2 is the source of this 1162-nucleotide messenger RNA. RefSeq lists its product as uncharacterized. NCBI's taxonomy places the organism in Eukaryota, Fungi, Basidiomycota, Agaricomycetes, Boletales, Coniophoraceae. Bases 31 to 1047 code for a protein of 338 amino acids. The record is from RefSeq and is a predicted model, not a curated record. The transcript is spliced from 7 exons.